Molecule: messenger RNA, 1461 nt
Organism: Saprolegnia parasitica CBS 223.65
Lineage: Eukaryota; Oomycota; Saprolegniomycetes; Saprolegniales; Saprolegniaceae
Exons: 5
Coding region: 1-1461 (486 amino acids)
Molecular function (GO): oxidoreductase activity
Source: RefSeq, a predicted model, not a curated record
AUGCGUGCAUCGUAUCUGCUCACCAUCCUGCUCGUGAUCGCUGCGGUUGCGUGGGCCGAGACGACCCAAACGACCUCGCCGCCGCGCGUCCGUCGUGCGUGGAGCCAAUAUUCGCGCGUCGAGAAGGACACAUACAUCUCUGCCGUGGCGCUGGCGAUGCAGAAGGGCCUCCACCACCGCUUCAUGGAGGUCCACAUGGAGCCGUCCUCGGAGCGCGAAGCCCACAGCUGCCUCUUCUUCUACUGGCACCGCGCGUACUUGCUUGCGUACGAGAACAUGCUGCGGUCGCUCGGUCCACAGUAUUCCGGCGUAACCCUUCCGUUCUGGGACUACGCCACGAUCGGCGCCAACUUCAUCGCGGGCAGUUGCAAGAACAUGCUCAGCUGCGGUAGCCUUCUCCAGGACUUUGGCGGGUCUCUUCCACGAGGGCCAGCGGGUAUCAUGACGUACAAGGUCAAUGGCGAGGUUAUCCAGUCCGACAACUGCAUCAAGUCGAAUCUGACGUCCAGUUUUUGCCAAAGCACGUCGGCAUUCAUCAACAAGUCGUGCCUCGGCUGUAUGCCGCGCAACGACUGGUCGCGGGUCGCCGUGCCGCCGGAUGUCAACGUCCUCAGUGUCUACAACAACAUUUUGGGCACCGUGGCGCCAACGCUUGCCGGCGUCACAAGCGGUGUGCAAUAUGGCACGCACAACAUGGUCCACGCGGUGCUAAACGCUGUCAUGGGAACGUUUGCGUCGCCGGCCGAUCCGGUCUUUUACACCCACCACGCCAUGGCGGACGCACUGCACACCAUCUACUACAACUGCGUCGUGGCGAGCAAGCCGCCGAUCAACAAGGGCGCCGAUGCGCGAACGUGGAGCUCGUGUCGCAACCUCAUGGGCCGUACGAUCCUACCGACAGAUGUCAUCGCGAUGAAAGGGGGCAACUCUGGAACGCAGCCGGCAUCGGUGUGGUUGUCGUCCCACCCGCUGAACCCGUACUUCGCGGGCAUCCCAAAGCUCUACACGGGCUACACGGACACAACGAAGAUUGGCGCAAACUCGUACACGUACAACUUUACGGGCACCAUGCUGGACAAGAUAAACAAGCAGUGCACUCAGUUCCAACCCUCGGUGACGUCGUUCCUGUACGAACCAAACGAGGCGUCGACGUCAACCGAAGUUUCCACCGAGAUCUCAUGGCUCCAGGACGCGACACGGCUUGCGGCCCAGUUCUACACAGACCCGAAGGACGUCAACCUCCAAGUCCAGAUGAUGUUGUGCGUCUACUACAACGAGUGCCUCGGCGGAGUCUUCGACUACUCGGACGAAUUCAAGACCAGUUUUCAUGCGACGGGCAAGCCGCCUUGCAAGAGCAUCAUCGACGACCUCGCGCGGGGCGAUGUCGUGAUUGGCGUAGAAGGCUGGGAAUCGUUGCUUCUCAAACGGUACUCAUGUAACAGCCCGUCCAUGAUGUUUUAG